This is a messenger RNA of Dromaius novaehollandiae (emu), 2808 nucleotides long. RefSeq names its product tetratricopeptide repeat domain 8 (gene TTC8). Gene Ontology annotation, molecular function: protein binding. NCBI's taxonomy places the organism in Eukaryota, Metazoa, Chordata, Aves, Casuariiformes, Dromaiidae. The transcript is spliced from 15 exons. Gene Ontology annotation, biological process: non-motile cilium assembly. The record is from RefSeq and is a predicted model, not a curated record. The coding region runs from base 849 to 2216 and encodes 455 amino acids. Gene Ontology annotation, cellular component: BBSome; non-motile cilium; ciliary basal body.
AGGCUUAUGACUCUAAAUACCAUCCACAAAAAGCCACAGGAAUUCCAAUAUGCUACAGAAGGAAGAUGAGAGAGCAUCGCCCGUGUCCCAGAUCCCUGCUGGCAUGGAAUUCACUAAGUAGAAAUGCUCUGACUGAGAGAAGUAGGCUAUGUCUUGCUACAGAUGAAAACAAAUAGCCUACCGUUGCCAAUCUGUUGGUGAAUUAUGAACAUACACCAGUGGUGUGCCCUGGCAGCAGAGGAAGAUAACAGUGUGCUGGGCAGUACUUAACAGGUGUAUGGCCACAAGACUGAGGGAAGUGAUUAUCUGUCUCUACUUGGCAGUUGUUGGACUGCAUCUAGAGUGGCAUCCAAGUUUGAGCCCUCCAAUAUUAGAAACAUGUUGGUUAAUUGGAGCAGAGGGCCACCAAGACAGCUGGAGGCUGGAGCAAGGAGAGACUGAGGGAAAUGGGCUUGUUUGGCUUGGAGCAGAGAAAACAUCCGGGUGCAGCCUUCCAGUUCCUGCAAGGAGAAUACUGAGAAGACAGAGCCAGGCUCUUCACAGUGGUGCAUGGCAAGAUGACAAGAGAGAGCAGACAAAUUGAAAUGAAAGAGGUUUGGGCCUGAUGUAAAGAAAAGGACAUAAGGAUAGUCAGGCAGUAGAACAGGCUGCCCAGAGAGGUUGUGCAAUCUCUCCAUACUUAGAGGUUUUCAAGACCCAGCUGGAGAAAGCCCUGAGCAACGUGGUCUGACCUCAAAGCUGACCUUGCUUUGAGCAGGGGAUUGAACCAGAGACCUCAUGAGGAGCCUGAAUCUGAAUACACUGUGUUUCAGGCUGCUUGGAGCCUAAAAACACGAGCUUUGACAGAAAUGGUGUAUGUGGAUGAAAUCGAAGUGGAUCAGGAAGGAAUUGCAGAGAUGAUGCUUGAUGAAAAUGCUAUUGCUCAAGUUGCACGACCAGGAACAUCUUUGAAACUCCCUGGAACUAGCCAAGGUGGAGGUCCCAGCCCAGCUGUUAGGCCAGUAACUCAGUCAGGAAGACCUAUUACAGGAUUUGUGAGACCCAGCACGCAAAGUGGACGGCCAGGUACUAUGGAACAGGCCAUAAAAACACCUCGAACAGCUCACACAGCUCGUCCAAUUACUAGUGCUUCUGGGAGAUAUGCCAGGCUAGGAACGGCCUCAAUGCUAACAAAUCCAGAUGGCCCUUUCAUAAAUAUAUCUCGACUGAAUUUAGCAAAAUAUGCUCAUAAACCCAAACUGGCAAAGGCAUUAUUCGAAUAUAUUUUUCACCACGAAAAUGACGUAAAAAAUGCUCUGGAUUUGGCAGCCCUUGCCACUGAGCACGCACAGUUCAAGGACUGGUGGUGGAAAGUCCAAAUUGGGAAGUGCUAUUACAGGUUAGGAUUGUAUCGAGAGGCUGAAAAACAAUUUAAGUCAGCUCUCAAGCAACAGGACAUGAUUGAUACAAUCUUGUAUUUGGCAAAAGUGUAUUUGCGCUUGGAUCAGCCUGUAACAGCUUUAAACCUUUUCAAGCAAGGAUUAGAUCGAUUUCCUGGAGAAGUGGCUCUUCUUUGUGGAAUUGCCAGGAUCUAUGAGGAAAUGAACGAUAUCUCCUCAGCUGCAGAGUACUACAAAGAUGUUUUAAAACAAGACAAUACGCACGUGGAAGCCAUUGCAUGUAUUGGCAGUAACCAUUUUUACUCAGACCAACCCGAGAUAGCUCUGCGGUUUUAUAGACGGCUCCUGCAGAUGGGUGUUUACAACUGCCAGCUUUUUAACAAUCUUGGCCUCUGUUGCUUCUAUGCCCAGCAAUAUGAUAUGACACUAACUUCAUUUGAGCGUGCACUUUCUUUGGCUGAAAAUGAGGAGGAGACAGCAGAUGUGUGGUACAACUUGGGACACGUGGCUGUGGGGAUAGGAGAUCUGAAUCUGGCUCACCAGUGUUUCAGGCUGACAUUAGUUAACAAUAACGACCAUGCAGAGGCUUACAACAACUUGGCUGUGCUGGAAAUGCGAAAAGGUCACACUGAGCAGGCAAGAGCUUUGCUACAGACUGCUUCAUCUUUAGCACCUCAUAUGUAUGAGCCCCACUUUAAUUUUGCAACACUCUCAGAGAAGGUUGGAGAUCUUCAGAGGAGUUACAUAGCUGCUCAGAAGUCAGAGGAAGCAUUUCCAGGCCAUGUUGAUACACAACAGCUCCUCAAACAGUUAAAAGAGCACUUUGCUAUGCUCUGAUGACAUAUUUUUUUACUGUGUAAAAACAGUUCAAAAUUAGCCAGAGUGGAUGUCCAGUACAUUAAAAAAAGAAAAAUAGCUCAAAGUAAAGAGAAAUACUGUACUUAAUCCAUCCCUGUGGCAAAACCUGUGCUCCUUUCAGUAGCAGGAAAGAUUUAAGAAUCCUAAUUAGUGUCAUCUUAAAACAUAUCACUUUUUGAAAUGCAGCCAGAACACGUGUUGCAACUACAUACAAGAGAGAAUGUAAGAGGGGCAAGAUACUGCCACUGGGACGGCUUUGAAAUAGUUGUCUGAUAUAAUAGCAAGUAAGUCUCCAUUUAAUAUUAAUGAACUUUUUAAAGGAUUUGUUCUGACUUUUCUGCAGAUAUAAAGUGUUUUUAAAUGUUCCUGUGUGACAUUCUGUCAAGCAGCAUGGAGUAAGAAUACUUCAUAACUGGUCUUCAAACCUGGCCUUUGAUACUGUGCUUUCUUACUGAACGUUAAGUUUUAAAACUGAAGUACUUAAUAAAAUGUGUUUAAAAUACACAUGCAAAACAGAAGUUCAUCUAUUGCUUGUUGUACCACAGGAAUGAAAUAAAUUCCAGUUUGUAUA